AUGAUCCCGGCCAUGCGGCCAUUCUUUGAUAUCUCAAAUCAGGUUGCGACCCUGCGGAGUCUUCGGUCCUUGGUCCUGGACGGCAAUCCCUGCGUUGCGGCGCUGUCAGCGGCACAACUGAGGCAACUGGCAAGACCUGGUCGCGUAGCUGGUCAAAGUCCGGCGCAAGUGAUUGCUGGUUACUUGAACCCCGCAGCUGCACCAGCGCCACCUCGUGCUGACGCGGUGAAACCUUGCCGGGUCAGCCACUUUGAUGACGACGAUGAUGUGGCACCUGUGGCACCACCACCACCUCCACCGCCGGCGGAGGACCGCAGCCCGCCUGCUGAGGGACUACGCUUUGCGCAGACUGCCAGUCCAAGCCUGGAGACCGGUGCAGGCGCUUCGAAACCGUCGUGGCUCUCGGACCGCGGCAGUCUGGCCGCCACCUUGCCCUCGCGCCGCGGGAUGGGAGCCUUAAACCAGGAGGACGAGGCUUCCGAUCUGAAGAAUCAGUUGAAGGAGGAGCAGCGUCGAAGCAAGCGCCUGGAGCAACAAGUGGAACGUUUGGGGGAGAGACUUCGAGAACAAAGUAUGACCGGCUCCUCAAAGGGAUCGUUGCCGCAUUUCGAGAUGGUUGAGGUCCAACUGGGAGAGAUCCUGAACCAGGGUGGCUUCAGUGUGGUCCACAAAGGAAGUUGGCACGGGACCAAGGUGGCCGUGAAGAAGCUCUUUGAUCCCAACAUCAGCCACGAGUUGCUGGCAGAAUUCGAUAACGAGGUGCAGAAGUUGGAGAUGCUCAGGCACCCCAAUAUCCUGCAGCCAUUGGCCUUGCAUCGGAAACCACCUGCACUGUGUUUGAUUAUGGAACUGCUGGAGGGAGGCUCAUACUAUCAGCUGCUGCAUGCCCCGCACCAGUUCUGUUCGGCCAUUGGGCCCGUCUCUUUGGGAUUUCCAGAGAACAUGAACAUCUUGGACCCCGCAGCAACUGCCUUGGCCUUUCUUCAUGCCAGAGGCAUUGCUCAUCGGGACAUCAAGUCGCACAACGUGCUGCUGUCACCGCAUAUGGAGGUGAAGAUUUGCGACUUCGGAUUGUCACGCUUGAAGUCGGAAUUGAUGACAGGGACCAUGCAGUUUGCCGGGACCCCCAGCUACAUGGCUCCUGAAGUCUUCCGCAAUGCCAAGUACACUGAGAGUGUGGAUGUCUUCGCCUUUGGCACCUUGAUGUGGGAAGCCAUGGCCAAUGACAUCCCCUUUGCAAACCUGGAUCCCGCUGACAUCCGCGAGCGAGUGGUUGAAGGUCGGAUGCUGGAGAUCCCCAGCACAGCGCCGAAGGAAAUGCAGCAGCUGAUCCGCGGCUGCUGGACCUCGGACUACAAGGUUCGACCCUUGAUGUCUGAAGUCCUGAAACAGCUGCGCUCCUUGAAGGAGGGUGCGCGUCGUCCCAAGACCGCCAGUGGUCGGCCGGGGCGCUGA
Molecule: messenger RNA, 1455 nt
Organism: Cladocopium goreaui
Lineage: Eukaryota; Dinophyceae; Suessiales; Symbiodiniaceae
Source: the annotation of a GenBank genome assembly